UCUCACUCUAAACAUCGCAAGUUUUUAUGAGUAUUUAUUCCUGAAUCUGGUGGAAUUGUUCUAUAUAUACUAUACAGCUAUACUUGUUGAGUGCGUUCAUGUAUUGCAAUUGUUGUCAAUUAAUAAUUUAUUGGUGGAGAUGAGAUUGUUUCACCUGAAUGCUCAGGAAAUGGGAAGGAAAUUUGAGAGUGUGCUAGAUAGAGUACAGAAUGAUGACUUUGGUCUGCGUUUAGCCGUCAGAGAAUUGGUGAUACACCAUCAAACUAUAUUCAGGAAAGUACGAGAAUUGAACAAUGGCUCCAAUUUUCGAAUAUUCUAUGUCAACUCUUACAUAUGCUUGCAAAUUGUGUUUGGCAUUUUCAUCUCCAUUAAAGGUGAAUUAAUAUUAAAAAUCAAAUAUGGUCUAAUGGUGAUCACAAUUGCACUGUGCGAAUUUAUUUUUAGCGAGAACGGCCAGAGGCUACAGGAUGAGGGCGAAGAGCUGAGAUUAGCACUAUACGAGUGCAACUGGAUAGGAAAACCAGCUUGGUUUACAAAAGUCAUUCAGAUUUUGAUGAUACGUAACAAUAAUUUGCCAAAAGUUGGUCUUCUAAACUUGUUUACCCUCAACAGAAAUAAUGUGACAGUGGUGAUCAGAGGUGCCUAUUCUUAUUUUAGUCUACUGAACAAUAUUUCUUCAUGAAAUAAUAUUCAUCUUGAAUGAGAUAUGUCGUAUUGGAACAUGCUGGAGUAUCUUAUUAUUUAUAAUGUCACUAAUUUGUAUAAUGUGUCACGAUUAAAAUUGUAUUAACUGGAUUUUAAUUUAAAAUCGUUUUAAUUCAA
Messenger RNA from Nilaparvata lugens (brown planthopper), 822 nucleotides. RefSeq lists its product as uncharacterized. The record is from RefSeq and is a predicted model, not a curated record. Lineage: Eukaryota; Metazoa; Arthropoda; Insecta; Hemiptera; Delphacidae. Gene Ontology annotation, biological process: detection of chemical stimulus involved in sensory perception of smell; sensory perception of smell. Gene Ontology annotation, molecular function: odorant binding; olfactory receptor activity. Gene Ontology annotation, cellular component: plasma membrane. The coding region runs from base 140 to 682 and encodes 180 amino acids. The transcript has 5 exons.